AUGGAAGAAGCCAAAAACCCAAGUUUGGAAGAAGACUUUGAAGGACAGGCGACACAUACAGGACCCAAAGGAGUAAUACAUGAUUGGAGAAAGUUUAAAUUAGAGAGCGAAGAUAACGACUCAGUCCCACCGAGCAAGAAGGAGAUUCUCAGACAAAUGUCUUCUCCUCAGAGUAGGGAUGACAGAGACUCGAAGGAAAGAUUCAGCAGAAAGAUGAGCAUUCAAGAAUAUGAACUAAUCCACCAAGACAAAGAAGAUGAAACUUGCCUUCGUAAAUACCGUAGACAGUGUAUGCAGGAUAUGCACCGGAAGCUGAGUUUUGGGCCUAGAUACGGGCUUAUGUACGAGCUGGAAACUGGGGAGCAAUUCCUGGAGACCAUUGAAAAGGAGAAGAAAAUCACCACCAUCGUUGUUCACAUUUAUGAAGAGGGCAUUAAAGGCUGUGAUGCUCUAAACAGUAGCCUAACAUGCCUUGCAGCCGAAUACCCUAUGGUCAAGUUUUGUAAAAUAAAAGCUUCUCAUACAGGGGCCCAGGACCGCUUUUCCUCUGAUGUACUCCCCACACUGCUCGUCUACAAGGGUGGGGAACUCAUAAGCAAUUUUAUUAGUGUUGCUGAACAGUUUGCUGAAGAAUUUUUUGCUGGGGAUGUGGAGUCUUUCCUAAACGAAUAUGGGUUACUACCUGAAAGAGAGAUACAUGCCCUAGAGCAGAAAAACAUGGAAGAAGAUAUUGAAUAA
Molecule: messenger RNA, 738 nt
Organism: Myotis myotis
Lineage: Eukaryota; Metazoa; Chordata; Mammalia; Chiroptera; Vespertilionidae
Gene: PDC
Product: phosducin
Exons: 3
Coding region: 1-738 (245 amino acids)
Biological process (GO): regulation of G protein-coupled receptor signaling pathway
Source: RefSeq, a predicted model, not a curated record